Molecule: messenger RNA, 534 nt
Organism: Penicillium pulvis
Lineage: Eukaryota; Fungi; Ascomycota; Eurotiomycetes; Eurotiales; Aspergillaceae
Exons: 3
Coding region: 1-534 (177 amino acids)
Source: RefSeq, a predicted model, not a curated record
AUGUAUCAAUGCGUGUUGAUGUUUUUGGUGGAUUUGGCAAUCAUCGUCUUGCCGAUGCCCAGUAUCUGGAAGCUUCAAAUGCCUUUGCGGCGUCGCUUGUCUAUUUCAGGCCUCUUUGCUCUUGGAAUUCUGAGUUGUGUUGCAGCGCUGGCUCGCCUACCAACACUAGCCUAUCAGAACAACAGCACUGAUUAUACAUAUUCCAUCGCAAAGUCUCUCAUCUGGAUGGUGGUGGAAUACAAUAUCGGACUUAUUGUAGGAUCCCUCCCAACGCUUCGAAAGCUUGGAGUUUUUCGACGCAUCUUUGGAACAGCCCAGGGAGAAAGCAGCGGUUUCAGAGAGGCAUACCCCGGUGCUGCUAUACGAGGAGGCUCUGAUCAAAGGGGCUAUCAACUGCAAAGCUCGGCUUGGACCUCACGAGGGAACGGGGGCAGUGCGAAGCCUAACACGAUAAGCAAGACAGUUGAGAUCAGUCGGAGUGAGAGCUGCGAGCGGAUUAUUGAGACUCCUGCCACUUAUGGGGGUCGACUCUGA